This is a messenger RNA of Melozone crissalis (California towhee), 5808 nucleotides long. It is a transcript of the gene TSHZ2, whose product is annotated as teashirt zinc finger homeobox 2. The record is from RefSeq and is a predicted model, not a curated record. Bases 77 to 3187 code for a protein of 1036 amino acids. Gene Ontology annotation, cellular component: nucleus. The transcript is spliced from 3 exons. Gene Ontology annotation, biological process: regulation of transcription by RNA polymerase II. NCBI's taxonomy places the organism in Eukaryota, Metazoa, Chordata, Aves, Passeriformes, Passerellidae. Gene Ontology annotation, molecular function: DNA binding; DNA-binding transcription factor activity, RNA polymerase II-specific.
GCAGAGGAACACGGCUCAGGAGCGACUCAGGGCUCUCGGAUCUGGGGACAGAAGUGAGAUUGGAGAAAGUAGAGCGAUGCCAAGGAGGAAACAGCAAGCACCCAAACGGGCUGCAGGUUAUGUCCAAGAGGAAGAUUUAAAGGAAGAGGAAGAUAUAAAGGAGGAGGAAGAAGAUGACGAUGACAACAACUCCACUGCUCAGCUGCAGAGCAGCAAUGACACUGGCACGGAUGAGGAGCACGAAGUGGGUCCUGAGCAGAAAGGGAACUUCAGUUUCCAGAAUUCCCCUGUCAGUCACAUAUCCAACCAGGACGCAGAGAACGAGUCACUGCUGAGUGACAGUAGUGACCAUGUGGCAGAUAUCAAAAGCAUCUGCUCCAGGGAGCCCCAGGACCCCAAAAGCAGCGCCCCCCCCAAAGCCCAGAGUGAAGCACACAAUUGCAUGGAUAAAAUGACAGCAGUCUAUGCCAACAUCCUGUCGGACUCUUACUGGACAGGCUUGGGGCUGGGUUUCAAGUUGUCCAACUCUGAAAAGAGGAGUUGCGACAACAGGAACGGAGGGAACAAAGCUGAUUUCGAUUGGCACCAAGACGCACUGUCCAAAAGCUUGCAGCAGAAUUUACCUUCCAGGCCUGUCUCCAAGCCCAACCUGUUCAGCUCGGUGCAGCUCUACAGGCAGAGCAGCAAAAUGUGCGGGACUGUGUUCACGGGCGCCAGCCGGUUCCGCUGCCGGCAGUGCAGCGCUGCCUACGACACCCUGGUAGAGCUCACGGUCCACAUGAACGAGACAGGCCACUACCAGGAUGACAACCACAAAAAGGACAAGCACAGACCUACCAGCUACUCCAAGCCCCGGAAAAGGGCCUUCCAGGACAUGGACAAGGAAGAUGCACAAAAAGUUCUGAAGUGUAUGUUCUGUGGUGACUCUUUUGAUUCCCUUCAAGACCUGAGUGUUCAUAUGAUAAAAACAAAACAUUACCAAAAAGUGCCUUUGAAGGAGCCGGUACCAACCAUUUCUUCAAAAAUGGUCACUCCAGCCAAGAAACGUGUGUUUGAUGUGAACAGGCCUUGCUCCCCCGACUCCACGACAGGGUCUUUCUCAGACACCUUCUCUCCCCAGAAGAACGCGAACCUGCAGCUCUCCUCCAACAACCGCUACGGGUACCAGAAUGGGGCCAGCUACACCUGGCAGUUCGAGGCCUGCAAAUCCCAGAUUUUGAAGUGUAUGGAAUGUGGAAGCUCCCAUGAUACCUUGCAGCAGCUCACAACCCACAUGAUGGUCACUGGCCAUUUCUUGAAAGUCACGAGUUCAGCUUCAAAGAAAGGAAAGCAACUUGUUCUGGAUCCUUUGGCUGUGGAAAAAAUGCAAUCGCUGUCUGAAGCACCAGCCAGUGACAGCCCCGUUUCAAAAUCAACCAGUAAAUCAUCUGCAGAAUGCAUAGGCCCUGCCUCUGAACUUAAAAAAGAAAGUAAAAAAGAUAAAGCUGAUGAUGCAAACAAAGAUGAGAAAGCAAUGAAAACUGAGGAGUACGAAGACGCUCUUCAGAAACCCCUGGAUCCCACAAUGAAAUACCAGUACCUCCGAGAAGAAGAUUUAGAAGAUGGUUCAAAGGGUGGUGGGGACAUUUUAAAGUCCUUGGAGAACACUGUCACGACAGCCAUCAAUAAAGCUCAGAACGGAGCUCCCAGCUGGAGUGCAUAUCCCAGCAUCCACGCAGCUUACCAGCUCUCCGAGGCAGCCAAGCCGUCCCUGCCUGUGGGAUCCCAGGUGCUCCAAAUCAGGCCAACCAUGACCAAUAAAUUGAGGCCCAUAGCACCCAAGUGGAAGGUGAUGCCUCUGGUCCCCAUCUCAGCAAACGUGAGCCAGUGCACUCAAGUGAAGAAGGAGGCUGAGGACAAGGAGGAGGUGCAUAAGGACUAUGCUAAGGAGACUGUCCAGGCUGAGCCAGCCUCGCUCAGCCAAAAUGAGAGGGAACCUCCCCUCAAAGCUGAAGCUUCUGUGGAGCCAAAAAAGACAGAACCAUGUCCCUUGAAAGAAGAAGACAAAAUUAAAGAGGACAGUGGAAAAGAAAAGCCAGCCCUCAAAGAAUCACCAGCAGCUCCUCUCAGUAAUGGCUGUGCCACUGCCAACCAUUCCUCAGAGCUGCCCUGUGUGAACCCCCUGAGCGCACUGCAGUCCGUCCUGAACAAUCACCUGGGCAAAGCCACUGAGCCCUUACAGCCUCAAUCCAGCUGCAGCCCCAGCUCUAGCACAAUUUCCGUGUUCCACAAACCUAAUCUAAACAUGAUGGAGAAGCCAGUUUUGUCUCCUGCUCCAACCCCACCAAAGCCUGCAAGCGUAUCCAGGCACUAUUUGUUUGAAAACAAUGAUCAGCCUAUUGACCUGACCAAAUCCAAAGGCAAGAAAGCUGAGUCAGCUCAAGCACAGUCUUGUACUUCUCCACCUCAGAAGCACGCUCUGUCUGACAUCGCCGACAUGGUCAAAGUUCUUCCCAAAGCUACCACCCCAAAACCUGCUGCAUCCUCAAGGAUCCCAUCCAUGAAGUUGGAAAUAGAUGUCCGACGCUUCGAGGACGUCUCCACGGAAGUCUCCACUCUGCAUAAAAGGAAGGGCAGGCAGUCAAACUGGAACCCUCAGCAUCUGCUCAUUUUGCAAGCUCAGUUUGCUUCCAGCCUCUUCCAGACAUCUGAAGGUAAAUAUUUAUUAUCAGAUCUAGGCCCGCAAGAGCGCAUGCAGAUUUCCAAAUUCACUGGACUGUCGAUGACCACCAUCAGCCACUGGCUGGCAAAUGUCAAGUAUCAACUUAGGAAAACCGGAGGAACAAAGUUUUUGAAAAACAUGGACAAAGGACAUCCAGUCUUUUAUUGCAGCGACUGUGCAUCUCAGUUCCGAACCCCCUCUACUUACAUUAGCCACUUAGAAUCCCACCUAGGUUUCCAAAUGAAAGACAUGAACAGGCUGGCUGUGGAGCAGCAAACCAAGGUAGAGCAAGAAAUCUCCAGAGUUUCAGUUCAAAGAUCUCCUGAAACAAUAGCUGGGGAAGAGGACACAGACUCUAAGUUCAAAUGUAAGUUGUGCUGUCGGACAUUUGCGAGCAAACAUGCAGUAAAACUUCAUCUAAGCAAAACACACAGCAAGUCACCAGAACACCAUUCACAAUUUGUAGCAGAAGUGGAUGAAGAAUAACUCUUAAGGACGAUUGCCUUAGCCCAGCUCUCCAGCCCAGCUCCGCGCCCGGCCCCGCGCGCCACCGCGGCCCUGACAUUGAACUCACAGCAACCCGGACCGAGGAGGCUGCCAAAAAACUCCUGCUAUUCUUCUUCAUCCUCACUAACAAUUUGGUAAUGAAGUAUUGAUUUCCACUCCCCUGCUUAUGGACGAUAUUAGAUUUUCAUUGAUAAACUGCACUGGGGCUGUCUGGUCUCCACUGUCCCUUUUUGCUGUCACUAAAACAAAGUGCCACUGAAGUAAGAUAAUGACUGAGAACAUUGAUGUACUUAUUUCGUCAAUUUGUAACACUUGACAGGAAAAAAAAAAUUCUUCAUAGUUUAAUGUCCAAGUGUGCUACACAAGAUGCAGUCACAUUGGAAGCUUUACUUUUCAUGGUAAUGUCCAUUUCCUAUUUAUAACCCCUUUGGGAUAGUUUGUCUAAAGGAAAUGUUUCUAUUCUGUGCAGCUAUUACUGUUGCACCUGGGUUGCCCAAUCCAGUCAUUGCACUAGGGAUCAAUACAUCACAGUAAGUACAAGAAUUAUUAAGUUAAAACAGAUUCUGAGCCAAAAAACCUCUGAACAAUGUUAAUCUUCUGUGCAAGUUGUUCAAAUAGUUAUGCUUAACCAUGUUGCUGCCAAAGAUUUGUUUGAAAUGGAUUAUUUUCAGUUUGUUUUAUUCCUCAAAUAUAUAGAUAUAUUUAAAUCUCCAUUACGGUUUAUGACGAGACAUAUGGGAUGGAGGGAUUUUUAAACAAAAGUACUAUUGUUAGAUUAUUGAACAUUAUAUAAAUAUAGAUAUAUCUAUAUAUAAAUAUCACUAUAUAAAUAUCUAUAUAUAGAUAUAAAAGAAUAAAAGUAGAGUUCCUUUCUCAGUUAGGUGAGUGUAAAUCUGAAGCUCUGUUGUGGUCAACAGAGUGACUUUGGAUUUGUGCCACCAAAACUGGGAUCAGAAUUUGGUGUCCGAGCUCUGUCCGGCCCGGCCAGCACCGCCAGCCAUGCCUUCAAACCCACCCCGACCUGGGAGAAGGGGGCUACAAAAAUGGCAAUUUCAAAUUUGUGCUUGUAACUUUUUUCAUUAAAACUUCGAGGGCCCAAUUUUAAUUUGUGGAAUAUUCACGUUAAUAAUGAGAUCUAAUUAAGACAUCCAUUAAAAGCCCGUUAAAGUUAAUUUAACGUAAAAAUUCCAAUAGAACUGUAUUAGAUUUUCUCCAUUAAAUUAACGUUAUGGAUUUUUAACGGAUGUCUUAAUUAUACAUUAUUAUUAACGGGAAUACUGUAUUACACAGAUUAAAAUCGGGUCCCAAGUCAACUCCCAGAAUCUUCCAGGAUAUGCCAAUGUCACGAGUCCCACUGUUCCUAGUGCACUGCUUGGAAAUCCAGGCGCAGUCCUGCUUGCUCUCGCUCAGAGACAACAACCUCCAGUAGACAAAUCCAUCUCUGCAUUUAACGAUGAACUUCCCCUAUUCUCCAAGGAAAAAUAAGUCUGGAUCAAGUUGUAAAUCGCUAUUCCGUGGCAAAUGAAAUAUUCAAAGUAUGCGAGGCACAAGUGGAGAAGAGGCUCUUUCUCAAAUCAGAAAGGGCUUUGGAGUGUAUUUUCCUGUUGUUUUGUUCAUGAUGUUCAAGGAUAUAAUUGAAGUGCAGCAGUCACAAAAUCAGACUAAAUACAUUCCCUGCAUUCCCUGUGGCCUGUGCAGAAGGGCCUGUUUUGGCACUGCUUGGGAAAUUUUGACAUGAUCCCUAAACUCAAUAUGGAGGAGAAAAAAAGGCCCUUCUUAUUUACCUCCUAGGGAAAGUGUUGCCCUUAUGCCACAUAUAAUAGCAAAUUGCUUUUUUUAUGGCAUGCAUAACCUAGAUGGGAAAAAAUAUGGCGCUUGAGGGAAGGAGGGAAAAAGUAAAUGAAGUUCCAGGAAUGUCAUUCUGAAGUAAUGAGGCAUGGACAGAAAAUAUACCCCUCACAUCAUCGGAUUGAGAUGGCAGUCGAAAUAGCUUCAUUGAAGUGUCAGCACUCAUCCAUCAAUCAAUCAUCCACAAGGAAAAAUAGCGACAGUACAACGGGGCGGCUUUUAUGGGAUUUACUCAUGGGCAUAGGGAAUAGCAGCUCAAAUGUAGUUCUGACAUGAAAAGCAAGGUGCUGAUAUUAUUUUUUAUGAUGGGAGGAUCAUAAAGUGAAUUGAGAACAGUGAGGUCUGUCUUUGCUUAACCUAUUCAACUGGAAAUGAACGGAGCUCAACUGGAAACGAGCAGAGCCUUCAGAUGGGUUAAGAUUGAAGCCUGCACCGUGCUGAGCACCGGCCAUCGACAACAAAAUUCUAUUAAAGCAAAAUCAAUGCAUUAGCAUCGAGCUCCUCAGAAGCUGUUAAAUUGCACAGCCCAGGCCAGAGUCAUGAGGUGAAGUUGCACAAGGUGGGGCCUGUGGUGCCCACCCAAAGGCCACGAGCACGGCAGAAAAUCACCCAGGGGAGAAACUGCACACGGGGCUCCUUUCCCUGAGCUUUUGGGUGCAGGGAGAAAAUACUGGGCUGCUGGCAGCAUGGGGCAGUGAAGCUCCCAGCCCUGGUGUUGUCACGGCCGGGAGUUUGGCUGGGUUUUAAUUGGA